This is a messenger RNA of Ciona intestinalis (vase tunicate), 756 nucleotides long. Lineage: Eukaryota; Metazoa; Chordata; Ascidiacea; Phlebobranchia; Cionidae. The record is from RefSeq and is a predicted model, not a curated record.
AUGGACCAGCUCUCUCGUUACAUGGCGGCAAUGCUUAUUAAAACCACGCCCUACCUAACAACCGAAAUAAUUCAGUUUGACCAGUUAAUGGAAUUUACAAAAAGGAUCUCCGCUACUCAACAGAAUAUCAGCGUCGAUGGUAUAUUAACGACAGGCUCCUGGUCAGUUUUGCAGCGUUUUCUCAGUGACAACUUUCCUAAAUAUGUACCUGAACGAGUUGGAUAUUUCGGUUACUACAGCGCAAGUGCUGUGUGUCUGCCACGUUAUUUCAAACUACAGACUGGCCAGUUCGAAGUUAAUGCGAUUUCUCCCGUUAUCAUGAGCUUUAACUUCAUAGCACUCCUCUACAUCUGCGCGGCAUACGCUGCGAUUUAUAAAAGAACAUAUUCUGGGAACAUGGCAGUAGAUACAGCACAAAGGCAACAAACGGAACAGCGCCAGAAAAACGCAAAGAAGAUGCAACGAAAAAUUUCGAUUCUUAUAUUUACAGAUUUGUGGUGCUGGCUUCCAGUAUGCCUCAUGAGUUUUGUAAGUCUAAGAAAGUCAGGUAUGCAUGGCUCAGUAUACUCUUUCUCUGCGAUAUUUCUCUUGCCGAUAAACAGCUCGCUAAACCCAAUCAUCUACACAGAUGCAGUUCCAAAACUUUACACAAAGCUAAAACAAAUCGGGUUGCAGGUCAGGACAUUGGUGAAUAAUGAGCAAACACAAAUUACAGCCACAACUGAAUUUCCCAACGUGGCAACAACAUCAGUAUAA